AUGCCCCCCGUAGCAUGUGGCGCGUGCCGCAUGAGAAGGGUACGCUGCGACCUGAAGGACCUGGCGAUGUCUGCCUCCGGCCAGCAUCCCCCCUGUUCCAACUGCAGCGAACGGGGCCUCAAAUGCGUGUACGUGAAUUUCCCUCCUUUGAUAUCUGCGGAUAUCGCCGACCGCCGUGGCAGGGAUGAAUUUGCAGAAGUCAAAGCUGUCAAGCUAUUGCGGCGCGGUCGGCGUCUGCAGCAGGUAGAAGCCGUCUACGGCCAGAACUCAGCAGACGAGAACGCCCUCCAUAAUGUCACCCCCCCACGCAGCGGCAUUCCGAGGCUACGCCCCGAAUUUUUCAGCUCGCCUUUCUUCCGGAGAUUCCACAUACAACGGCCUGUCCUCGAGCCCACGGAGUUCUGUACCAGGUAUUACGAAUUCUGUAAGGGGAACAAGGAGUACCUCCAGGCGCCGGGCCAAGUCAUUGCCCUGAUACUCGUGGUGUGGGCGGCAAGCUUCGGAGUCAACGAGUACGGCGUAGAAGAGCUGUAUGACGACUCAGUCGACCCACGGCGACGGAGAGACCGCGUCAACGAAAUGGUCCGAGAAAUUCUCUACUUGAUCGAUAUACAUGGUAUCCUACGGAAGCCGUCUUGGGACGGAAUUAGGGCCCUGCUGCUCAUCUCACCGCUUACACAGGAGGUGCAAUCCCCAAUCGAACGAUUAGCCAUGUAUGAGGCGACCAUGAGUCAAGUCUACACGCUGUGUAGCCUGGCGCCAUCUUCAUCAGUUGGCAGCGGCCAGGGAGACUACGUAGAUGCCCUUGUACGCGCAAGAAUAUUCUGGUACGCUCACGUCAUCGAUGGAAUCACCACUGGUUUGAGGGGAGGACGUCUCGUGUUGACCGAGGACGAUCUUACUUCUUUUGAGAGGACACUGCCUUCACUUGACGACAACUCGGGGGCAUCGGCAUUAUAUGCAAUUUCAUAUCGUUAUGCGACUAUUCCCCUCCGCAUUGCCUCGGUGUGUCGGGAGAUACAUGCUAUAUUAACCAGCCCCAGAGCUCGUCAGAGCUCAACGGUCGAUGAGGCGAGGAUUCAUCACGCGUGGGAGACUCUGGACCGAUGCUGGAAAGAAUUCGACGGCCUUCGACAAGUCGGGACAGAUGGAUUCGUGCAGACCGAGGAUGUCGAGCGUUUCAUUGAUGGGUGGCAGGUGAGACAUACAUUCAUACUGGGGAUGCGUAAUGGAGAAGCUGAGGUUUUACCUCAGAUAUUCAUUUUCGAAUGCCAUAAUGUCAUGAGGGAGGCGCUUAAGCAACGCCUCGUUGCGCGGCCCCCGCCGGAUAACUCCUUCAUUCCGGAUACACAUCCGUCUGCGCGUAACCGCCCCAGCGAGACCGUGAUCCGCCUGCAUGCAAAGGCGAGCGCGAAAUGUCAAGACGUAGUGCGCCAGGUGGUGUCGACCAUCCGCCGCAAUCUUGGGACACAGUUCUUCCAGUUCGACGCUGCCCUCGUCCGCGACGGAUGUUUUUAUGCGGGCUUCAUGCUGGCCGGGGAGUCCGGCAACGGUGAGGACGUCGAGACGUGCCUCCACGCCCUCCGCGAGAUGCGGUGGACGUUCGCUAAGAACGACGACCGGGAGCAGACCGUGCGCAUGAUUUACGAGUCGCGGAUGACGCAGUCGCGGAGCCGGAGUGUCAGCGGCACCCCCAUAGACGACUUGCUACAUCUCUCAUCGGGGCACCCCUACGCCAGGCGGCCUUUGGCGCGGCCUAUCAGUGUUCCCCCGCUCUCGCUGUCAUUAUGCACUGUUCCCUCGUCUAUGGGGUCCGCCUCGGCUCCGAGUACUGCCUGUGCUUCCACCGCUGAUUGGCCGACGUGCACACCGCCAGGCAGCGCUGGCACAGGGAUGUACGACGGCUCAGUUGCAUCCCAUCGCGGAUCCCCCACGUCCCCGCACGACGGCCUGAGCGUUGACACCCUUCGAUCGGGGCUCAUGGGCCCUACGCUCUUGCCUGGCGACUCAGGGCCGUCGGCGCGCCCCGGCGAGUCAAGUGGCCUAGAUCAGGUCUUCUUUUUCAACUACGGCGCCGUGGCCGAUACUGCGGGCGCGUCCACUCUCGCGCAGCCGUCCACUUCCCUGCCGCCCCCCGCCACGGACUACAGCCCCACAGCCUAUUUUGACGCCAACUCGGUGGUGUUCUCGCACUCGCCGAUCGGCCAACAGGGCGUGUGUGCGGGCAACAUCCCGUCGUCAGGGUCGCCCGUUCGUCAUUUUGCGGAGACGUCGUUCUAUCGAUAA
Postia placenta MAD-698-R-SB12 is the source of this 2286-nucleotide messenger RNA. RefSeq lists its product as hypothetical. The transcript is spliced from 8 exons. NCBI's taxonomy places the organism in Eukaryota, Fungi, Basidiomycota, Agaricomycetes, Polyporales, Adustoporiaceae. The coding region runs from base 1 to 2286 and encodes 761 amino acids. Gene Ontology annotation, biological process: regulation of DNA-templated transcription. Gene Ontology annotation, molecular function: DNA-binding transcription factor activity, RNA polymerase II-specific; zinc ion binding. The record is from RefSeq and is a predicted model, not a curated record.